This is a messenger RNA of Ceratina calcarata, 3681 nucleotides long. It is a transcript of the gene bib, whose product is annotated as MIP channel family protein big brain. Gene Ontology annotation, molecular function: water channel activity. The record is from RefSeq and is a predicted model, not a curated record. Gene Ontology annotation, biological process: water transport; transmembrane transport. Gene Ontology annotation, cellular component: plasma membrane. The transcript is spliced from 4 exons. Lineage: Eukaryota; Metazoa; Arthropoda; Insecta; Hymenoptera; Apidae. Bases 958 to 2751 code for a protein of 597 amino acids.
UGUUAUCCGAUUUUGUCCACUUCAGAAUUUCUCAUCUACAUCGUCGCCGAGGAAAUAUUUAACCGAUCGCGUGAGUCAUAAUUUUAUCACAGUUCAAACCGAAGAACCGUUCAGACGCGAGACUGUUGGGACAUCGAAAACCGGAGCAUCCGCGCGGAGUCGAUUUAAAUGCAGGCUAUUGUACUCGUUGUCCGCGACUCGUCGCGCGCACAUCCCUUUUUUGUCGGAACUGUAGUAUUAAUAAAAUCGUGGGAAUAAGACGUACAGUGGCGAACGUAAUUAUUACCCUCGCUGCGCAUUGUCAGUCAUUUCCUCUCGUACAAACGAAAUUACUGUCCAAGUUGUUCUGACAAUUAAAAAAUUUGCUUUAAAUCGUAUUCGUUUCUUUGAACAUUUGUCGUGGUACACGGGAACCUCGACGUGGCCUAAUCUCUUUAUUCCACUGGUACGGCGAUUACCUUCGGAACACGUUCUCGACCACAUCCUUUCCCUAACUCCACGAUUUCGGACUUCCUCCCCCAAGGGUCUCGCACAUUUUCGGGGGUAUAGAACGCAGCCGUCGCCGCUCGGUGGUAUACACACAGCUCUUCGGGUUCGGGCACAGAUGCACCGGCGGUGGUCGAAGGGUGGGGGCGGCUGCGGUGGUGGAGGCGCUCGCACACAGCUCCGGGGCCCACUUGUUCGUUCGCCGAUCGUCUUGUCACUCGAGAGCGAGUUGCCAUCCCGGCAACAUCGGUACCGCGUCGUCUACCCGUUCGCCGUUCGAACGUCGCGCACACCCUCCACCGACUCGUAAAACCCCGGUCGAUCCUCGUGAAAAAAUAAGUGUCCAUCGAGUGCCAGUCCGCCGGUGCAUUCCUCAAGUGAUACAAGAGAAUGCUUUAGAAAACACGAAAUAGAAGUUACAACAAUCGACGCUUCACUUCGUUCGAGUUUGGAACAACGUCGCAAGGAAAAAUGACUACGGAGACGUUGCAGAGAGAAAUAGACGCUCAGAUCGUGACGCUGCUCACGAGGAUCGCCGCGUUAAAGGAGAACAACGCGGAGUUGGCGGAGAAGAAAGUGCCCAUGUCGAUAGAGGCACGCAGCUUGGAACUGUGGCGAGCAGUCGCCGUCGAAUGUUUCGCCACUUUCCUCUUCAGUUUAAUGGUAUCCGGCGCGGCGGCCUCCUCCGCGGUUUCCGGAAGCGGCCUCUCGGUCCUAGCUACCGCGAUCGCAUCCGGAUUCGCGAUCGCAGCGGUCUGGCUGAUCUUCGGCCACAUUAGUGGUGGCCACGUGAACCCAGCUGUCUCGGUAUCUUUCGCCCUGUGUCGGCGGAUCUCUCUCCUACGAGCGGCUCUCUACAUCGCGGCGCAGUGUGGAGGUGGCAUAGCCGGUGCUGCGAUGCUGUACGGAGUGACUACACCGUCGAACACGCAGACGUUAACUUCGCCAGGGCGCCUCGUUGGAUCAAUUGAGAAGCUCCUAGUAGAAUUAGUGCUCUCCGUUCUGAUAAUCCUGGCUCAUUUCACCACGGAAUCAUUGAAAUCAUUGCCAAUGUUUUCGAGACCAGCCGGGGUGCUGGUCGCGGCGUACACGGCAGCUACUUUAGUCUCGAGUCCUUUCUUGAACCCUGCCCGAGCGUUAGGACCAGCGUUCGUUAGCAACCGCUGGGAGAACCACUGGGUUUACUGGGUGGGCCCCCUGUCCGGAAGCGCAAUCGCAGCUCUUCUCCACGAGUACGUCUUAAAUUCGAAACGGUCCAGGGAUUCGCGCGACAUGGACGACGGCGAUAAUUCAUCGAUGAGAUCCGACGAGGACACCUACGACGAUCUUGACAAACCGACCGGGCCAAAGUUCCCCAGUGCGUACGCGACCUACCGUCCAGUGGCCGGAGCAUCCUCGUCAAUCUACAGCGCGCCACCGACCGCGUUGGAACGCGUAGAGUCCAUCUACGGCGGGACUAAGUCUCUCUAUUGCAAAUCACCGCCACUCACCAGGGCGAAUUUGAAUCGUUCACAGAGCGUAUAUGCGAAAUCGACUACCGGCACCCGAGACGGUCUUAUGAUCCCGAAACCAGGUCCGCUGGUCCCCGCGCAGAGUCUGUAUCCGAUUAGAAUAGGGCAAGCGGGAUCGAACUCGGGCAGAGAUAGCCAGCAACAGAACGGUCCUGCUGGCCCGAAUCCGGCUCAGAAUCACAGUAGUACAAAUCAGAAUAUGCAGAAUCAGUUGCAACAGUGCACGCAAAGUAUUUACGGUAUCAGAGGAAUCUCGACGAGUCUUAGCACGAGGGAGAACGGAAUUUACGGCGUAUCUACGGGUACUAGCAUAUAUGGACGCGCUCCGGCUCCGCCGCCGAGUCAGAACUCGCAACCGUCCGGUCCGAACGUACAGACUUCUACGCAGACUCAUCAUCAGCAACAACAACAGCAGCAACAACAACAGCAACAGCAGCAGCAGCAACAACAGCAACAGCAUCAGAACGGAACGAUAGUGGCUAACACGGAGAACGUUGCGAACUCUCGAAGACCGGAAAGCAUGUACGGGCAUAUUUCCAGACGCAGCGAUGAUUCUGCUUAUGGUAGUUAUCAGGGUUCGACGCGAGGGAACUAUGGAAAGGUGCCUGGACCACCGCCUGGAACAACGGGACCACCGAACGGUCCACCUGGUCCUCCUCAGUACCGCGAUCAGGGAAGACCCAGCCCAGCUGGGCCGUUGCAACAGAACCAACAGAACAGCUUUCAGAGGAAUUCACCGAAUCCUCAAUACUGACUUUAAAUGGCUACUAGGUAGCUGGUGAUCGUUUUUACUGAGCUGCUGAACGAUGGCAGUUAGAGAAAAGAAGAAGAUACAUACCGGUUUUUCAAACAAUAGAGAUGUUAGUUAGACGUCGGUGAAGGACUCGACUGAGGAUUAGAAUUGAUAAUUCUAGAGAGAGAGAGAUGUGCCAUUUUGUAGUGUGAGAAGAGAGAGCGCAGAAAACAGAGCGACUUAUAGAGAAAAGAGUUCGAUCGGAAAUGUAGCGAUACGAGAUACAACUAUAACAGAGUCUGUGUCUACUUAGCGAUAACCGUAACGUUUUCUAUUGUAUAAAGAUCUUUUUUAUUAAGAUUUAUAGCGAAUUGCGAAGGAAUCUUGAUUUACCAUUUUGAGAUGUACGUGCACUUUUUAUCCAUGGAUCGACGUUUCAAUCAAUAAUCGAUUGACUGUGAUCACCGGGAAUAAUAAAUUCAACCUUAACUCUGUGAGCGUUAAGUAAAAUGCUUUCUUUUAUACAUAUACGUGUUUUACUUGCCGCCCUUCGAAUCAGUAAAGUAGGCUGAUUAAUUCUUAGUCAGUGUCUCGCAAGACUGAUCUUGAUAAUAUUUUUUAUACAUCGAAAAAUGGGGAAAUGCAUAAGACUUCCGUAAGAAAGUAGCUCGUUAUCUACCUGUGUACAUUAUCAGACGUAUCAAGACAUUACAAUACGUAGUUUAAGAGAUACUAGAUCUGGUAUAUAUAUAUAUAAAUAGUCUAAAGUAAUUUAACGUAACGAAUGAAAGUAACGUAGAACUCGAAGCAACGAGCCUUUUGUAUAUACGAAAUUUUGUAUGUAUUUAUUUUAUUCUUAUUGUAGACUACGAUAUUUCCAAUUACUGUUACGUUCGUCUAUGUAAGCGAAUAGAAAAAAAAAUUGACAAUAAACAAUUUAGAAAAACGACA